Jatropha curcas is the source of this 639-nucleotide messenger RNA. NCBI's taxonomy places the organism in Eukaryota, Viridiplantae, Streptophyta, Magnoliopsida, Malpighiales, Euphorbiaceae. The record is from RefSeq and is a predicted model, not a curated record.
AUGGCUGAAGGACGGCUGUCCAAAUGGCUAAUUCAAAUGUCUAGUAUAGAUGCGGAGUUUGUUACGAAGAAGACGGUCAAAGGUCGGGUUGUUGCAGAAUUUCUGGCUGAGAAUCCCAUUGCAGAUGAUGAAUCAUGGGAAUUAGAAUUUUCAGAUGAACAUUUGUUAUGCGUUGAAAAGGGGGGCUGGAAACUAUACAUUAAUGGGUCAACUAAUAGAAAUGGAGCUGGAGCUGGUAUUGUGAUAGAAGCACCCAAUGGCGAGGUGACAACAAUGUGCAAAAGGUUGUUGUUUCCAGUCACCAAUAAUAUGGCAGAAUAUGAAGCGUGUAUCAUGGGAAUUGAUUCUCUUCUUGCAUCAGGUGCUAAGGAAGUUGAAGUGAUAGGAGAUUCACUAUUAGUUAUCGAACAUGCUAACGAGAGAUGGAGAGUGGAGGGAGAAAGGUUGAAGCCCUAUGUUGAGUACUUGUUGAAGAAAGCAGCACUCUUUGACAGGAUCACCUUUACUCACAUAGGAAGAACUCAUAACAGAAUCCUAGAUGCCUUGGCAAACCUAGCGUCAGCAUGGCAAGAUUUGAGUAAAGUCCCAAAGAAGCCAUUUAUAUUCAUUACCGCCCCAGCAAAUAUCCCCAUGCUAUGA